AUGGAGCAGUUUGAAAUCGAUGAUUUUGACUACGACGCUAGUCCUCACAAAGAAGGCUUUUUGAAGCGGGCAUCGUUCUUCACCAAGAAGUUCGCCACCGCCUUCAGCAAUCGGGUCAUUGAUCCGGUUACUAAUUUAAUAGAUCCUAUCUACGAGGGCUUACUGUUCGUCAACCUGCAAUAUGAAAGAUCCAUAUUAAAAAUUGGUAACCCGUUGGUCGUCAAGCGGUUGGUAUACGUUGCGUUCAUGGUGGCGGUGUUCUACUUGGUGACACGCCAAACCGUCAAUGAAAGCAUCAAUGGUACAAGCGGUGGUGCCUUUUCUUCAGGGAAAUUUUACGAUAUCGACAAGCUUUCAAAUAUUAUUGAAGACCACAUAGACCCAAAGUCCAUGAAAGAACACUUGGAGUACUUUUCUUCAAUGCCCCAUGUGGCUGGUACCUCGGGGGACUUGGCCUUGAGUAAAUACAUUGAAACUUUCAUGAAGAACAACGGUAUACAGAAGAUUCAGAACGUGGAACUCCGAAGUUACUUGAACUAUCCGGCUGCCAGUAAAGCGAAGACCAUUGUCAAGGUCUCCGAUGGCUCUUUUGAGGCCACUUUAAACGAAAUGGAUAUUAUGGAGAUGGAGUACAUUGGCUUCAAUCCCAAUGCUUUAAACACUGAUACUGAAGUUGAGGGCCAUAUGGUGUAUGCGAACUACGGAACUGAAAAAGAUUUCAACGAUUUGGCAGAUGCUAACGUGGUCUUGAAGGAUAGCAUAUUGUUAAUCAAGUAUGGUGGUUCCUUACCAGAAGCCAACAAAAUUGAGUUGGCCAAAAAGAAGCAAGUGAAAGCGAUUUUGUUUAUCUCUCACAAGUUUACCACCGGUAAGGAUGAUGACAAGCAAGACAUCGAUACAGUCAUUGAAAGACACAACGUUGGGAACGGCAGAUAUAGUACUGGUGACGUUUUGACUCCUGGUUGGGCUUCAGAGGAUGGUUAUGUUAGUAGAUUGUUAUGGUUCAAAUCUGAGUCCACCCCCAAGCUUCCUACCAUUCCAUUGUCUUACAAGGAUGGACAGGAAUUGCUUUCCAGACUAGGAAAUACAGGUUUUAAAUUUGAACAUGAUAUUUACUCUGGAGACAAAACAGAUGACGUUUCUAAGAGAAUCAAGGUUAGAAUUGGGAAUAAUCACAAGGAUACCCACCAAAUAUGGAAUGUUGUGGGAUCUAUCUUGGGAAGAGAACAGAAUGAGAAAAGUGUGAUUAUAGGUUCCGCUAGAGACUCCUCGUGUUUCGGUACUAUGUCAAGUAAUUCCGGUAGUGUGGUGAUGCUUGAAUUGAUUAAGUUAUUUACAACCAUGCAGAGGAAGUUCAACUGGACUCCGGCAAGAACCAUCACCUUUGUAUCUUUUGAUGCCACCAACUACAAUUUAGCAGGCCUGACAGAAUGGAUAGAAGAUCGAAAGAAAACCCUUCAAGAACAAGGAUAUACUUAUAUUGAUCUUAGUGAUGCAGUUGCAGGAGAUGAUUUGACUAUUAAAGCCAAUCCUUUUUUGCAUGAUAUUAUAAAAGAGUGCCUCAAGAGUGUCGGAAGCUCCACAAUUCAAGCUAGAGGCAACAAGAAACUUCAACAUAAAGAUAAGUCUUUGUCGUUGCACGAACUAUUUAAGCUCAAAAAUAAGGGCCUGGACAGAAUCUCAAAUAACAUGAUUGAAGAAAAAAACUAUGUUCCAUUUAUCAACUUGCUUAAUGUGCCAUCGGUGGAAAUCAAGUUUGAAGGUUACAGUUAUCCUAAGCACUCGUGCUAUGACAAUUUUGAGCAUUUUGAAAAAUCCAAGAUAGAUCCAUCCAUGAAGAAACACAGUCAGCUUGUAGAGUUAUUGGCCAAGUUGAUUUUGAAUUUAGCCGAACAGGCUGUUAUCCCUUUUAAAUUCGGAGAAUUUGUCGACAGGUUAAACGAGUAUCAAGGUGAUUUGGAGAAGUAUAUUAAUGAAGCUAUCAGAACCGAUGGUAAGGCCAAUGAGCCGGUGAUGCAUUUUGAGAAGUUGACCAAAUCGUUCAAUACCUUAAGAGAAUCUGCAAAUCUCUUUGACGAAUGGACUGAUAGUUGGAAGAAAUUCAUUGUGCAGUCUGCUGAGAUGGAGCCUUCAAUACUUGCGAUGAAGAGAUGGAGGUGGAAUGACUGUUUGGUGGAGUUCAAUGAACAGUUUAUUAGUAAAGACAUGCAACAUCCACGUCCUGGGUAUUUGAACUUAUUGUUUGGUAUACCGUACAAUGCUCCUCCAACAGAUAAUGGUCACUACCAGUGGAAUACAUUCCCAGCCGUCAGAGAUUAUGUUGAUCAGAAGGAUUGGGGAAGAGCCCAGUUUGAAAUCGAUAGGUUGGCAAAUAUAAUGGAACUUGCAGCCACUCAGUUUGCAGCCUACUAGAAAAGUUUAGGUUUAUAGGGAUUUGGAAUAUAUGGAUUUAUACAGAGAC
Messenger RNA from Yamadazyma tenuis ATCC 10573, 2461 nucleotides. Its product is annotated as putative zinc metalloprotease. The record is from RefSeq and is a predicted model, not a curated record. Gene Ontology annotation, molecular function: carboxypeptidase activity. Lineage: Eukaryota; Fungi; Ascomycota; Pichiomycetes; Serinales; Debaryomycetaceae.